AUGGGUCAGAUCAGUGGCCUUGUGCCGUUGGCAUGGAAUAACUUGUGCCCCAAGGCAUCAAAGGGUCAACAAGUUGAACUUAAGCUAGAAAGGGUUGAGAGAGCUUCCCGGAACAAGUUGAUCGGGAACAUCCUAGUGGAGCUUGGCAAAUUGGUGAAGCUUGAAAAUUUGGAGAUUGCUCACGACAAUCUAACAGGACAUCUGCCGACUUCUCUUGGGAACGUUUCUACUCUCCAAGACAUCAACUUAGAAGGAAACUACUUGGAAGGAGGAUUGCAAGUUACGUUAGGCUUUCUAAAGAGGUUAGCUGUGCUUACGCUUGUUACUAACAACUUCUCUGGCUUCUUUGCUCCUUCAAUUUUUAAUCUCUCUUCACUCCGAGUCUCAUCUCUAGUAGACAAUCAACUUUCUGGAAGCCUCCCUGUUAGCUUAGGCUAUAGUUUGCCAAACCUAAGAGGAAUUCAUAUAGGAGGUGAGAAUCAUAUAACUGGCACCAUUCCUUUGGGGAUAGUAAACCUUGUAAAUCUAAUCGGAAUUGGUUUGGCCGAGAACCGCCUCACCGGUACUAUUCCUGAUUCCCUUGGUAUGCUUAAAAAGCUGCAAACUUUGUACUUGGGUGGAAAAAGGGAUUUAAAUUGUGGUUGCGGCCACGUUUUCGGUCGCGUUGCGUUUAUUGUGGUUGCGGACAAAACGGAUGCUAUUGCGGUCACUGCGGAUAUAGGAAACUUGGUAAAUUUGGUAUAUCUAAAUAUCUCUAACAACAACUUCUCUGGCCACAUUCCUGCUACUCUCAGCGGCUGUACAACCUUGGAGACUCUUUCUUUGGGGGAGAAUCAUUUUGAUGGAAGUAUCCCAGACUCUUUAAGUUCUUUGAGAAGCAUUGCAGAAUUAGACCUGUCCAGCAAUAAUUUGUCCGGUCAAAUUCCAGACUACCUAGAAAAGUUAUCUUUCUUGAAAUACUUGAAUCUCUCUCACAAUCGAUUUGAAGGGCCAGUGCCGACCAAAGGGGUUUUCAAUAACGCCUCAGCGGUUUCUCUAACUAGGAACGGCAGGCUUUGUGGGGGAAUUGCUGAAUUGCAUCUUCCAUCAUGCCCCUUCACCCACCCUAAGGAUCCAAGAACAAGUUUUCUGUUCAAAUUAAUCUGGAUUGUUUGUGGGGUUCUUGGAAUUCUCAUGCUCUCAUCACCCCUUUUCUGUUGGUUGAGGAAAAGAGGAGUAAAAGCAAAGCCUUCAUUGGCUUUCCGCUUAGGAAAUUCAAUUAUGAUGGUUUCUUUCCACCAGCUCCUCAAAGCUACUGAUGGAUUCGCUCCAGCCAACUUGAUCGGCCAAGGAAGCUUUGGUAAUGUGUACAAAGGAAUUUUAUAUCAAAACCAAGAGCAAAACGUAAUUGCGGUGAAAGUGAUGAACCUACAAGAGCAAGGUGCUUCCAGGAGUUUCCUCACAGAAUGUAAAACCUUGAGAAAUGUGAGGCAUCGAAAUCUUGUCAAGAUCAUAUCUGCUUGCUCUAGUAUUGAUUUUCAAGGCAAUCCUUUCAAAGCCCUCAUCUACGAGUUCAUACCCAACGGGAGUUACAUCAAUGGUUGCAUUAUACCAUCCAACACGGAGAACCAAAGAUCUUAA
Molecule: messenger RNA, 1620 nt
Organism: Gossypium raimondii (Peruvian cotton)
Lineage: Eukaryota; Viridiplantae; Streptophyta; Magnoliopsida; Malvales; Malvaceae
Product: probable LRR receptor-like serine/threonine-protein kinase At3g47570
Exons: 5
Coding region: 1-1620 (539 amino acids)
Biological process (GO): protein phosphorylation
Molecular function (GO): ATP binding; protein kinase activity; protein binding
Source: RefSeq, a predicted model, not a curated record